CCGGGUCCGCCUGACGGAGCCAAGUGGGGUGUCAUGGCCGCGGGGGGCAGCGGCUGCACUUCCUCUGCGGGCGGCGGCGGCGGCAGCGGCCGGGGAGUUAAUCCUCGACGCUCGGGUCGGUCCCGUUUCCCUCUGUGCGGCGGCCGGCGGGACCAUAAGGGCUUAACUCAUAUAUUUAACCCCCCUCCAAAAAGGUUUGAAAGUAUUCUUGAAGGGCUGUUUGGACCUGCAUUAUUAAAAGAUCUCAGUUUAUUUAAAGACUGUGAGCCUGAAAGCAUUUCUGAUUGGACUUUUGAUGAAAAUUGUCUGUUCUGUUGCUUGAGAAGAGAUAAAGUAAAGGGACACUUAGUCGGUCUGGAUGAACCAGCUUCGGGAGCUGGGCAAGAAGCUCUGCUUAAACGAGAGCAAGCAAAACUCAUUCGAUUCGAGAGACAAGCAGAAGAGUUCCUCAAUGCAGUCUUUUGUAGAAAAGACAGUCCCUGGGUCUCCGACCCCAAUAUUCCCCUAGUGGCCCGUGAGAUCAUGCAGCGAAUGAUCCAACAAUUUGCUGCUGAAUAUACCUCAAAAAAUAGCUCUACUCAGGACCCCAGCCAGCCCAAUAGCACAAAGAACCAAAGCCUGCUGAAAGCAUCUCCAGUCACCACCUCUCCCACGGCUGCAACUACUCAGAACCCUGUGCUCAGCAAACUUCUCAUGGCUGACCAAGACUCACCUCUGGACCUUACUGUCAGAAAGUCUCAGUCAGAACCUAGCGAACAAGACGGUGUACUUGAUCUGUCCACUAAGAAAAGUCCAUGUGCUGGCAGCACUUCCCUGAGCCAUUCUCCAGGUUGCUCCAGUACUCAAGGGAACGGGCGACCUGGGAGACCCAGCCAGUACCGCCCAGACGGACUUCGGAGUGGUGAUGGGGUACCUCCAAGAAGCUUACAGGAUGGAACCAGGGAAGGUUUUGGACACUCCACAUCACUCAAAGUUCCACUGGCUCGAUCCCUGCAGAUUAGUGAAGAACUACUGAGCAGAAACCAAUUGUCCACAGCUGCCAGCCUUGGACCAUCUGGAUUACAGAAUCAUGGACAACACUUAAUAUUAUCCAGGGAAGCCUCUUGGGCAAAACCACAUUAUGAGUUCAACCUCAGCCGUAUGAAGUUCAGGGGAAAUGGUGCACUCAACAACAUCAGUGACCUUCCUUUUCUUGCAGAAAACUCUGCCUUUCCAAAAAUGGCACUUCAAGCAAAACAAGAUGGGAAAAAGGAUGUGAGCCAUUCAUCUCCUGUAGAUUUAAAGAUACCACAAGUUCGAGGAAUGGAUCUUUCUUGGGAAAAUCGCACUGGUGAUCAGUACAGCUAUAGCUCUUUGGUAAUGGGUUCACAAACGGAGAGCGCGCUUAGUAAAAAAUUAAGGGCUAUUCUUCCAAAACAAAAUAGAAAAAGCAUGUUAGAUGCUGGACCCGAUUCUUGGGGCUCAGAUGCUGAGCAGUCUACCUCUGGACAGCCAUAUCCCACAUCGGAUCAAGAAGGAGAUCCUGGCUCCAAGCAGCCUCGGAAGAAAAGAGGGCGUUACAGACAGUACAACAGUGAGAUACUGGAGGAAGCAAUCUCAGUGGUUAUGAGUGGAAAAAUGAGUGUUUCCAAAGCUCAGAGUAUUUAUGGGAUUCCCCACAGUACACUGGAGUACAAAGUAAAGGAGAGGCUGGGCACUUUGAAAAACCCUCCAAAGAAAAAGAUGAAGUUAAUGAGGUCGGAGGGGCCAGAUGUUUCUGUAAAGAUUGAAUUAGAUCCCCAGGGAGAGGCAGCACAAAGUGCAAAUGAAUCAAAAAAUGAGUAGGAAUACUGUAGAGUGCCAAUUACUGUACAAACUGGGUGAGCACUACUGCAUUGUUCAGCUGUCAUUGCUUGCACCUAACUUCAUUCACUGUGACACUUGUUUCUUUGCAGAUUUUGCAUUGACUUGUGUGUACAGGGGUGAAAGGUGCAUUCUGAAUGUUGCAUAUUUUAAAAUUUUCGUGUGCAGUAUGGCUCGGGAUAUUGUUUGGCCUUUUGCAUGUUUCUCUACAAAAGAGAAUUGAGUUACCUCACAGAGAACAGAUACAUGGAAGUGGACUCCUUGCCUGUAGAGCCUGCAUGCUUUUCUUUCUUUUUUUUUUCUUAAGUUAUAUUUGCCUUUAUUUAAAAAAAAAGAAAAGAAAAAAGCCCCCUUUUAGAAACCACCUCUUUCAUAUUGGGAGCUUUAUCAUUGCAAAUUGGAAAGCCAUCUUAUAAAAUUAUUCACACUUUUUUCUUCUGAGAUUCAACUAAUUUAAGGGUUAAACUAAAGAAACCAAGAACAAUGAGCUUUUGAAUUUAAGAAAUUUGGCUAUUCAAUGAUAAAUAAUUAUUUGGGUCAAUUAACAUUUUAUGAUUUCCUUCUCACUAUUAAGUUUACUUAACAAAUUAGCAAUCUAUUUAGUGCUCACCCAGGGGGGAGAAGGAGGUGGAAAAUGUGCACACACUACCUUCAGAAAUGCUUCAGUUAAUUACGUUGUAACACUACCUUUGCUGUUAUUUCAUUUGGGAUUUUCUAAGGGUAGAAUUUGGUCUCACCAACAAGUGAGGAUAUAGCCUUAUCUCAUGGAGGACGAGCUCCGUUCUUACUCAGGAGCAGUCAGGGUACAUUACAUAAAACAAUAGAGGAUGCCUCAUUUUAGCAAAUUAAGUUUCUUUGUAUUCUUAAAUCCUUUUACAGAUUUGAUCAUGUGCUAACUAACAACUAAAUGUCAGUUGCAGCAACUAUUUUAAAAUAUUUAAGAUCUGUUUAUUGGGGGGAUGGGAGAAAUAGGGGGGAAAUGUGUGUGAGUAAUUAUAAUAUUGCAAAAGUGGUAUCUAGAUUUUACAGCCUCAGUAAUCUGCUCAAAUAUCCACAUAAGUGAAGAAUCCAUGUUUGUGGUGAGAGAAAGAACACAACCCCAAGGUAACCUAAAAUGAUUUAGGUUGCAUUUCAGUUCUAACAAUAAUUCAAUCAGAAGUCAAGCUCCUUAGCAAUUCUUUUUUAACUAAUUCAGAUACUAGUACAAGGGGGCAGGGUUGUUUUUUUAGUUUUAUUUGUUGCUUUGAACUCUUUUUUUCUUUCUUUUUAUUUAUUUUUUUUGGCAUCCUACAUACCAUCCUUCUUAACUUUUUCUGGUAUUUAGCUGAUUUUUAUGGUUGUUUAGCACACAGUUCAGGACCUUUCAGAUUGUGUUUUGUAUAAGCACUCCUUAAAGAACACCUAAGGUUUUUUUUUUGAGAUGGGCUUUUAAAAUUACAGUGAUAAGGUUUGGAAUGUUUAUUUUCUACAGCUUUUUUGCAAGAAUAACAGGUAAAUAAAGCCCAUGAAAUUUAAUUUUGUGUUGUGACCAAAUUAAAAUUAUUCUUUGUGCAAAACAAAAUCCACCCCACAUACACCCCUAUAUUCUAAUCUGCUGAGAAAGGUGGUCAGCCCCUUCUAAAUGCUUAACCAAAAACAAACAAAAAAAAUCACUGGAGUUUUUGUGUAAAAUAAAAUCAAAACUUGGAGCGUUAAAUUGAGGUUGAUGAUUUCUGAUGGAUACUGACAGUUUGAGAAGUAGGUCCAGAUAUUCCCAAGGCAUAAAUUCUUGCCUGGAAACUUUGGAGCAGUUAAUUAGGUUAAGGAUAGUUUUCCCUCAGCAACCUGUGUGUUCAAAGGUUAGGCACACCAUUGCUGUUAUUAAAGUACACACAUUCUUGACAUAGCCUGGGCUUGGGUUCCUCUUUUGGUUUGGUUAUUUUGUGUAGCAGUUUAAUCAGUGGAUGACUGAGCCUGUUUCCUCUUAGCUUUCUAGUCUUCUCAACAGAAAAAGCAGUUUGGGUUCAGAGCAGUGUAUGACUCUGCAGUAUUUUCUAGCCUAGCUGGAAGUUGCAAUAAAAAAUACUUAAUGAAAUGUAUGGUUUUCAUCUGCAGUUGAAGGAAGUUAUAGAAAUUUUGCUGAAAGCAAAGGACUAAGCUUAUGAAGGAACACCUCCUUUGUUCCACACUCGGUUUGUCACACACAAUUAAUUGCAGCCAUGGUACCUUUUUGCAUGAUGUUUGGGGAUAUUCGGUAGCCCAAGAUUGCUGCAAAAAGGUCCUUUGAGCAGUUAAUUUGUGCUUGUUUUUAUCCCCUCAGAAAGGCAUCAUUAAAGGCCCAUUUAAAAAUCUGGCCCUAAAAGUUCAACUUUUGUAGAGUUUUACUGUUCAGAGAGGUUUUAAUCCUAUGUGGUAGUCUCUAAAGUGAUGUAUGAGUUGAGUUAUGUAAAUUUUGUCAUUGUAGUGUACAUGGAGUGAUCAUUUUACUAACAUAAAUAUUUUCUAUGUGUGUUUCAGUGGAUGACAAUCGAGCAGCAGAAGAAUGGUGUGCCUACCCUUUAAUGCUGCAGUUUAAAUAAGAGAACUUGUAUUGUGUCAUUUCAGAUUGUAGGCUGAGAGUUGUAAAUAGUGAAAAUUUGAGUACUUCUAUUAUUUGUUUUGGUUAGAAGGUGAAUUUAAAAAACAAACCAAACUCUAAACCUUCUCAGAUUAAAAGUCCUGAGACCUGAAGAUUGUAAUAUUCAUGUCUGUGAAGCUUUUAAACAUUACACUUGAGAUCAGUCAUGACUUGAUAUUCAGGUAAAUUUUCUUUUCCAAGAAGCUUUUGAAUAAGCAUAUUUCCUCCAAAGGUCGGUCGGUCUCUUUCUUUUUGAGUGUAGGUUAUUUUAAAGCACUAAUUGCAUUACACUGGUAACUGCAAUAUAAAAUAGCCAUUAUUGUUUUGUGAAGCAUGGUUGAAAUUAGAUAGUGGUCCCUUUUAAAUUUCAUGAGCCUCUCCAAAAAAAAAAAAAAAAAAUUAAAAAAAUACAGAAAGCUGCUGAAUAUUUCAAAAGAUAUAUAUUUUACCUUAUUGUAGGUUUUGUAAAGUUAGUUUGUAAUAUUCAGGUGCACUUUUAAUGUUAAAUUUUGUGUUCAGAGUUCCAUUAUACCAUGUGUUUCUUGGAUGUGGCUCAUCACGUGGCUGGCUGUCAUGUCAGUCUUGGUGCCGCAGUGAUCCCGUAAUAUUUGAUUUCCCUCUUGAUUUGCCACUAUUCUGAAUUGGCACUUUCAGUGUAGAUAUUCUAGUUUGGGAACAUCCUCAUAAAUGUGUAAUAGAGAUUGGUCUAUUCGCAUGCUUAAUUUCUGCUAAUCAGAGUUUUGCAUGGCCCAAACAACAGCUGACCAUUUUUAUGGUAUGGGAAAGUAUAGUUCACAGCUAUCUUUGUCACAAAAGCCUUUUCUCCUUUCAUUUUCCAGUAGGCGGAUGAUGACAUUACUCCAACUAUAUGAUAUGACUCAAAAUAAUAUUAGGAGAUAAUGUAUUUAAAAUCAACUCCUACAUUUUUUUAUGAGAGAACAUAGAUGUAGAGUAGAUAAGCUAUGGCACUAUAAAAUCAAAAACACUAAUUCCGUGGAAGGAUAUCUAGUUGGUAUUUUUAUCAUUAGCUUUCUCACUUUUGAAACAGUCAUCAAGCUUGACAGUAAUGUAUUGUAUUAUAUUACUUUGUUUAAUAGGCUUACAGGUGACUGAACUGUGUUUGUGAUGAGCUAUACACUUUAUUCUGUUCCCCAAAUACCAUGAAGGACAAGGUCUCUCUUUCAGGAAAAAUAAUUUAUAUUUGUGUAUAAUACUUUUUAAUGUUAAGUUUGUUGUUAUUCUGAAGUUUAGAUGUUGCUUGAUAAACCUUUGCUGCAGCAGAUCAUGGAUAUGAGUAAGGCUUUGUGUGAUAAUAGGGGUCCUUAAGUGAAGUUAAUUACUGUUCAGUUCUGGUGAGCAAGUUCAACAAGUGUGAAGUGUGUAUUAGCUUUAUUUGGUACACUUUUACUUUACAAUAUUGAAGUGCUUUUAGAACUCUGGUUAUCUUAUAUAAACCAUUACCUCAACCAAUUGGCAUUUCCAUUCCCCAACAUUUUACCUGAGCUAUAUAUAAGAUGAGCUAUAUGGGAUCAGAUAGUAAAACAGUAAGGCACAAUGAGAAGUUUAGUUCCCAAUUUUCUGGAGAGAACUGUAAAUUAAACUAAAAAUGACUACCUGCAAAGGCCCAUAUCAUAACUACCUUCUGUCAUUAGGCAGUACGUAGCAGCCUUGGAGCUGCUAGUGAGCUGUGUGUUCUCCCCCUGCCCCAAGUAAGCACAUGGUGCGAGGCUUGGUUCUAAGCCUUUGUGAGUCUCUUAUAUUUCAUUGACCCAUAAUAGUGAAGCUUGGAUUCAGUUAUUUUUAUAAAACAAAUUAUUGAGUCAGCCCAAUGUCAGAACCUGAAAUUAUUUUGAGUAGUUACGGCAGAUAUGACAGCUCAGUGUCAUUUUCUUAACAGCUAUUAUCCCUGUAGAUUUAAUUUUGAAACUACAUAUUUUGCUUUUGAAAUUAUUCUUUCUUUAACUAAAUGCCAGAGGUUAUUUUCAUGUGAACCAUCCUUUUCUGAUAUAUAUAUAUUCAGGUUGCUGUCAUUGGUGAUGGAAUAUGGCAAUAGACUGAAUUGUUCCACUUAGUCUUUUAUAGGAGACAUUAAAAGUUACAGGUUAAAUUUUGACCUUCAUGAAGAUGUCAAAGAUUGUUUUCCUUGUUACCUUUCCAUUAUAAUUAGGUCUUCAUUAAUACCACGGUCAAGCCAGUGUUAUUAACUUAAUGGCUUCAACCAAACAGCCCAUUUGGAAACUUUAUUAAGCUAUAUAGGGAUUUUUUUUAAAUCUAAUUGCUUUCAAGCUCUGCUGAAAAGGAAAAAAGUAUAAUCGUGGUACAAGGAAUGCAGACCUCCAAAGUCUUCUUAGGUUUUUUUUGGAUACAUUCUGUCCUUGAGACUUAAGUAGGAUUUGUGAACAUGGUGACUGAAGGGAAAAUAGAGGAAAUUCUUUGCAUAUUCUCUCUUAUUCCCAAAUAAACUCGCAGUUGCCUUUUAAAGAAGCAGACAUUAUCCCUGUAGCUAUGUGCCCUAAGUGUUAUGAAGGAGAUUGGAGGAGGGAGUUGGGAAGUAGGAUGGGGAAAGUAUGUAGAUCAGGAAAAGCUAAAGAUUCUGCCCUACAAUACUAAAAAUGAGUCGCAGUAUAGAUAACAUGGUAAAGUUGGGCCACCUUCAUUUGAUAGUCAGAAAAAUCUUAGGUUGUUUGAAAAGUGAGAAUAAAGGCAAAUUAAUGUUGGCUUGACAAACAAUAAAAUAUGAGUUAAUUCUGCAACUAUUAGGAGGGUAAUUUUAAGGUUUCCAGUUCAUUUAUAGCUAUAUCAAUAAAAGCCGAAAAGCAAGCACUUUUAGUUAAUCAUAAAUUUAUUGGAUGUAGCAAAUAUUAUAAUCAUAAUAUUUAAUCUUUACUGUUUGAAUAUGGAAUUAAACUCUUUACCCCAUCUUGAACUGUCAUUGAACAGGCUCAAGAUGAUCUUUUCAACACUGGAAAUGACCCUACACACAUACCAAAAAAAUCUAAAGCAGUAAGACAUAUUUGAAGAUCCAUACCUCUUAGACUUUUUAGAUUUGUCUUGGGAAAGAAUUUAUGAACCUGUAACCAGUAUUAGUGCAGUCUUGGGUUCCUAGUUCUGCAUAAUUGCACCCUUUCUCAGGUAUGUCCUGAAAACAUAAAUUUUAAAAUAAUCUCUUUAGAGAUUAGAUUCUCAGUGGAUAGUGUGU
Molecule: messenger RNA, 7637 nt
Organism: Balaenoptera ricei (Rice's whale)
Lineage: Eukaryota; Metazoa; Chordata; Mammalia; Artiodactyla; Balaenopteridae
Gene: LCOR
Product: ligand dependent nuclear receptor corepressor
Exons: 8
Coding region: 34-1824 (596 amino acids)
Molecular function (GO): DNA binding
Source: RefSeq, a predicted model, not a curated record